GAGAAGGCUAGUGUUCGUUCUGGUCGAGGAUGUAUUGAUUUUAUCUUCACCCUUCACCAAAUGUUAGAACACCGUCAUACUAAUCACAGGCCAACAAUCGUAAUGUUACUUGACAUUAGAGCCGCAUUCGAUUCGUUGGACAGGAAUGUUCUCCGGGGUUGUCUAUUGAAGAAGGGUGUGCCUGGGAAGUUUACUAACAUCUUGAAAGCCCUACAUUCAAACACUUCAGGUACAGUGAGAGCAUACAACCACCUUUCUCCAUUGUUCCAUUCAAGCAGUGGGGUUAGGCAAGGUUGCCCGAUCUCACCAUUCCUCUUCAACUUUGCUAUCGAUGACAUUCUGGAAACAGCUCUGAUGGAUGUAGGUAAUGGUGGUGUGGACCUAUUGCCUGGAGAAAGACUUCUCGACCUUGAGUAUACGGAUGAUAAUGUCUUACUGUGCGAUAAUGUCCAAUCCAUGCAAUCCGCACUUAAUCAAUUGGUAAUCGGUGUUCGUAGGCAUGGUAUGUGCCUUACACCUUCGAAGUACAAAGCGCUUUUACAAGACUGACAGGACCCUGCACUCACCCCGGGUAUUGAACGGAUAGAAACAGUCAGAAAGUCGGUGUAUCUGAGUAGCUGCAUAAGUGCUGGUGGUGGCGUGAGUGAUGAGAUCAAUUCAUAUAUAAUGAAAGCCAGG
Messenger RNA from Schistosoma curassoni, 678 nucleotides. Lineage: Eukaryota; Metazoa; Platyhelminthes; Trematoda; Strigeidida; Schistosomatidae. The record is from the annotation of a GenBank genome assembly.